Messenger RNA from Misgurnus anguillicaudatus (oriental weatherfish), 2099 nucleotides. It is a transcript of the gene blk, whose product is annotated as BLK proto-oncogene, Src family tyrosine kinase. Gene Ontology annotation, biological process: protein phosphorylation. Lineage: Eukaryota; Metazoa; Chordata; Actinopteri; Cypriniformes; Cobitidae. Gene Ontology annotation, molecular function: protein tyrosine kinase activity; ATP binding; protein binding. The record is from RefSeq and is a predicted model, not a curated record.
UAUGACAUCCAUGCGUCUUCUGAAUGGAAAUGACGUGUGGGGGCCUAAUUGCUUAAUUUAAAUUCUCACCUCGUCCAUGUUUGCUGUUAUAGCCUAAAUAAGGAUGUUACAGGGCACAUGCUGGGCCUUAAGAGCAUCUCUGACUGUCGUCAGUGACUGUCUGAUCAUAAAUGCGUAUGUGACGGUUUAAGGGUAGAACUACUGGUCCAUUUGAGAAGUUAUAUCUAAAGUUGGAUUAUGUCUUAAGUGCACUCAGGGACACACAAGAUGGUAGAAUUUAUUUUAGUGGGGAUUUGUUUUCAUAGCAUAAGGCACACAUUAUGAUGCCUCAGAUUGUCUUCUGGACUGUUACAGAGAACUGGGACGACUGACACAUGUGAAUAUAGGAUGGGUUGUGCGUGUAGUGAUCAGAAACAUGGCAAAGAUUCAAAAAACAAAGGAAAGGAACAUUCGGCAAACUCUAACACAUCUCAUUUCUCAAGAGAACACGGGAGGCACAAUAAUAAUCUAGAUGAAGACGUUUUUAUCGCUCAGUAUGAUUUUCAGCCUGCUAGUGAAAGAGAUCUUGAAUUCAAAAAAGGCGACAGACUCAAGAUUAUUAAGGCAUCUGGGGAAUGGUGGUUGGCAAAGUCUUUGGUAACAGGUUACGAGGGAUAUGUUCCAAGUACAUAUGUGGCAAAAGCAGAAACAUUAGAAGUGGAGAGAUGGUUUUUCAAGAGUUUGAGUCGCAAAGACACAGAGCGUCUUUUACUGGCCCCAGGAAACAAGAGUGGUUCAUUUCUUGUUCGAGAAAGUGAAACAACCCAAGGUGCUUUCUCUCUGUCCAUAAGAGAUUACUCUCUAGAGCAAGGUGAUGUGGUCAAGCACUAUAAGAUCCGUGCGCUUGAUAAUGGCGGUUACUACAUCUCUCCCUCGACGACCUUUCCUUCUCUACAGGAAUUGGUGACCUAUUACUCCAGAACAUCAGAUGGUUUGUGCCAGAAAUUAGGAAAUCCUUGUAAGACUGCUGCCCCUCAGACACCCUGGGCCCAAGAUGAGUGGGAGAUUCCCAGGGAGACGCUGAAGUUGGUGAAGAAACUUGGUGCUGGCCAGUUUGGAGAAGUGUGGAUGGGGUACUAUAAAAACAGACAAAAAGUAGCCAUUAAGACUAUGAAGGAGGGCAGUAUGGAGCCAGAGGCUUUUCUACAGGAGGCUAACCUCAUGAAGCAGCUACAACAUGACCGACUGGUCAAACUGCACGCUGUGGUCACCAAAGAGCCCAUCUUAAUCGUCACAGAAUACAUGAGCAAUGGAUGCUUGUUGGACUUCCUCAAAACAGAUGAUGGCCGCAAAUUAAAACUUCCCAAGCUGAUUGAUAUGUCUGCUCAAAUUGCAGAGGGCAUGGCUUACAUAGAGAAAAAGAACUACAUUCACAGAGACCUGCGCGCCGCUAAUAUUUUGGUGUCUGAGACUCUACAUUGCAAAAUAGCAGAUUUUGGCCUUGCCAGGAUAAUAGAGACCGAAUACACUGCACAAGAAGGUGCAAAAUUCCCUAUUAAGUGGACAGCCCCCGAGGCCAUCAAUUUUGGUACUUUUACUAUCAAAUCAGAUGUUUGGUCAUUUGGAAUUCUUCUAACAGAGAUUAUCACAUAUGGAAGAGUCCCAUAUCCAGGCAUGACGAAUCCGGAGGUGAUUCGUAACCUUGACAGGGACUACAGGAUGCCUUGUCCAGAUGGCUGCCCAGAGGAGCUCUAUGACAUCAUGUUGAAGUGCUGGAGUGAAAGACCAGAGAACAGACCCACCUUCGAAUCUCUGCAGGAUUUACUCAAUGACUUCUUCAUUGCCACAGAGGGCCAGUAUGAGAUGCACCCGUAGCACUCUCACUGAAGGAACUUUACUGUAAAUGACUGAAGGAGUACCUGUACUGUAUGCAGAAUUAAUAUGGAGUGGAAUGAUGGACUAACCCCCAUAUCAAAUGCUGAAUAAUGUACUACUAAAGCAAGCACACAAUGCCGUACUGUAUAUUAGUAAAUAUGUAUAUUUAAACUUUUUGUAAUGGUUCUCAUGGAUUUAUUUUUUUUAAAGAUGCUGUGCAAUUUUGGUAAAACAUUCUUCCUAUA